AAAGAUUCGAAUUACUAUGAUAUUAUAAUCCAAAAAGGUGCACAUAGUUGAGCUAUUAAAGUCUUGGUUUCAAGUUGACAGAGAGAAAGCCUGAAAUCUCAUCAGCUCAUUGAUACAUUUCCAAGCUAUUCUCCUUAUUUCUUUUGUGAGCUAUUACUCUUGUCAAAAUUGUCAAAUGAGCUCUACAUUUUCACUAGCAGCUAAGCCUUGCAUUAAAGGAAACGAUAGCAAAUUCUUGCAUGCAAAAUCUGUAGUUACAAGAGCUAAAGCUCAAGUGAUCACAGCUCCAAAACAAUCAGACACAAGUGCUUUUCCUCAGUUACUGACACAAAGGAUUCUUCACACUGAUAUUCAUGUGCGCCAAAUAGUUGAAAGGCAGUCUCAAGCUGACUGCUUAUUAGCCCAGCAAGAUCCCUGUAGAAAGCCAGAAUUCCACCCUUUGUUUCUUGAAGAAGCUUAUGCAAGAUGCAAAAACAUUUGUGCUGAAUAUGCCAAGACUUUCUAUCUAGGGACAUUGCUGAUGACAGAGGAGCGACAGAAAGCCAUAUGGGCAAUUUAUGUUUGGUGUAGGAGAACAGAUGAACUGGUGGAUGGACCGAAUGCAGGGUACAUGAGCUCAGCUGUUCUUGACAGAUGGGAAGAGAGACUGCAAAACAUCUUUGAUGGACAGCCUUAUGACAUGCUUGAUGCUGCACUGACAGAUACUGUUUUCAGGUUCCCUCUAGACAUUAAGCCUUUCAUGGACAUGAUUGAGGGUAUGAGAAUGGAUACAAAGAAAUGUAGGUACGAGGAUUUUGAAGAGUUGUAUCGUUACUGCUACUAUGUUGCUGGCACUGUCGGCCUUAUGAGUGUUCCUGUAAUGGGAAUAGCACCGGAAGCUUGUGUUUCUGCUCAGACAAUCUAUAGUGCAGCUCUCAACUUGGGUAUCGGAAAUCAGCUUACUAACAUUCUCAGAGAUGUAGGAGAGGAUGCUAUGAGAGGAAGAGUUUAUCUUCCACAAGAUGAGCUUGCGCAGUUUGGGCUGCGUGACGAGGAUGUUUUUGGUGGAAAGGUAACUGAUAGAUGGAGGGAGUUCAUGAAGGAGCAAAUUACAAGGGCAAGAUACUACUUCAACCUUGCUGAGGAAGGAGCCUCUCAGCUAGACAAAGCUAGCCGUUGGCCGGUAUGGUCAUGCUUAAUCCUGUACAGAGAAAUCUUGGAUGCAAUUGAGGAUAAUGAUUAUGAUAACUUGACAAAGAGAGCUUAUGUUGGAAGGACUAAGAAGCUUCUCACAUUGCCCUUAGCAUACACUAAAGCUCAAUCCCCACCAAGUUUGAUUCUUCAAUACCAUUGAGACAGAGAGGGGAGGGGAGCAUAUACAAAGAAAAAGAAAAGAAACAAGAAAUCUCUGAUCAAGAAGAGAAAUAGUAUAUAAAUGUAAUGCUAGCUAGGCCUGGACCAUGGCUGUAAAGUGAUUAUGAUUCAGUUGAGAAAGAUUAGUUUUCUUCUUCUAUC
Molecule: messenger RNA, 1494 nt
Organism: Ricinus communis (castor bean)
Lineage: Eukaryota; Viridiplantae; Streptophyta; Magnoliopsida; Malpighiales; Euphorbiaceae
Product: phytoene synthase 2, chloroplastic
Exons: 6
Coding region: 176-1333 (385 amino acids)
Biological process (GO): carotenoid biosynthetic process
Molecular function (GO): geranylgeranyl diphosphate synthase activity
Source: RefSeq, a predicted model, not a curated record